Camellia sinensis is the source of this 1887-nucleotide messenger RNA. The record is from RefSeq and is a predicted model, not a curated record. Lineage: Eukaryota; Viridiplantae; Streptophyta; Magnoliopsida; Ericales; Theaceae.
GAUCAUUAGUGAUCAUCCAUGAAUCUUCUUUGUUAGACACAUAUACCUUGUUGGUUUAGCUAAACAACUUAUGUUAUAAAUCCAUUUCCUCUAAUUUCUGGGUUUAGCUCUAAAGAGAAAAUGGAUGAGAGCUUGAUAGGUGCUGCUCAAACUGGUGAUGUAGAAACUCUGUACAACUUAAUUCAAGGAGACCCUUUUGUUCUUGAUAAGAUUGAUCAAGUCCCCUUUGUGGACACUCCUUUACAUGUUGCUAUAUCAGCCAACCAAACCCAUUUUGCAAAAGAGAUUGCAAGCCUCCAACCAUCAUUUGUAGUCAAGCUAAAUCAGUAUGGGUAUAGCCCCAUUCACUUGGCUUCAAUGGUUGGACAAGCAGAGAUUGUGAAAGAGCUCAUCACAAUUGAUCCCAAACUCCGCCUUCUAAAGGGACGAGAGAAGACAACUCCGCUUCAUUGCGCUACCAUGGCUGGCCACACCGAUGUCAUCAAUCUCUUGCUCGACGGUUGUCCACAGUCACUUGUGGAGUUGACAAUUUGGAAUGAGACUGCACUUCACUUGGCAGUGAAGAGUAACCAAUUGGAAGCAUUUAAAUUGUUGUUUGAGUGGCUGCAAAAGCUUCAAAACAUCGAGGUUGGUGCCUCUGCCAUUUUGCUUGCAUUGGAAAGUGCCAAAUUACAACGGUUAGGAAUGCAAUUAAAAUUGGCACGAUUUCUCGAUAAGAAGGAAGUGGAGAGGUUGUGGUGUUCCUUUGCUUGCAGUAAGAGAGAAGUGGAAGACUUCAAGAUAAUAAAGGAUGGGCUCGAGAAAAUCAAGAGGGAAGAGGUGUUGAACUGGAAAGACAAAGAAGGCAACACUAUUCUGCACCUUGCAACAUUCACCAAGCAAUAUGAGAUAAUUAAGAUAUUACUUAGCAAGAAUCCAGCACCCGGAACUCAAUUGGAUGUAAAUGCUGUCAAUGGAAAUAAUCAGACCGCUCUUGACAUCUUAUUCCAACUUCGAAGAGAGAAAGAAGACAAAGAAAUUGAAACUAUCCUUCGUCAAGCAGGCACAGUGACUGCUGGACAGAUAAUCACCCCACCACCAUCCACCACUACAACGACACCACCCAAAACCUUCGAACUAAAAGGCCAUCCCCCGCCAAUCAACUCUAACAACAUUAUGAUUAUUGCAUCCAUUUUGCUUGCAAUAACAUGCUUUUUAACUGGAGUCUACCCUCCUGGCGGUGUUUGGCAAUAUGAUUACAAGUCAAGUUUCAACACUACUACAACAACAGAAUACAAAGCUGGAACAGCAAUAAUGGCUGCAUCGACUAUAUCUGUAUUUUUCAUGUUUUUUAAUUUGUUUGGGUUCUUUGCCUCUUUACUCAUAAUCUGUGUCCUCAUUAAGGGUUCUCCUUUGCGCUGGUUGUUCGUUGGAGUGGUAGCAGCAUUUUCAACAGCAUACUUGCUUGCAUUAGCUCUUAUAACCCCUGAUGAAAAGUUGCCUACAAUUCUAAACAUCUUUUUUUCUACAUUGGCCAUGUUUGUCUUCCCUCUUGCCAUGGAAGCUUGGAUUCAUUGCAAGAAGUGUAAAGGGUCACAUGUGACAAAUGGAGAAGUCAGAGUGAAAGGGAAAGUUGUCACACCCCAUGGCUUGCUGGCCUAAAAUCAAUGAUCAGAUGGUAGAAAGAUAUAGCAUCCCUUGUUGGAAGCGAUUUUUAGAAACAAUAUGAACCCUAGCAACAUCAAUAAUUAAGGAACAUCCUUUUGGCAGGGUGUAUAAAUAAUGGAGCUGCUAGGUUUGUUAUUGUAAAGUAGGGGUAUUUCUAUGUGUAUAAAGUACGAAAUAUUACUAUAUGAUAUAACAUCAUAAUUCGUGGUUUUUCGCUACGCGAUCUAGUUUCUUCUUUUC